Molecule: messenger RNA, 2242 nt
Organism: Chrysoperla carnea
Lineage: Eukaryota; Metazoa; Arthropoda; Insecta; Neuroptera; Chrysopidae
Product: sorting nexin-29
Exons: 9
Coding region: 218-2209 (663 amino acids)
Molecular function (GO): phosphatidylinositol binding
Source: RefSeq, a predicted model, not a curated record
CACGACCUUAUUAUUGACGCUUAAACGUCAAUUUAUCAUUUUAAUCUAUUAUUACUAAAUCAAACAAUCCAAAUCAUCAAAAAUGUUUUAUUUACCUAAUCAAGUAAUUAAUGAAUGAAUUAUAAACUUUGGCGAUUAAUUGAUUUCAAUGCAAAAUUUAUGGUACAAAAUAAUUCAAGGACGUUUAUUGGAAAUAGGGUAAACAAUUCGAAGAAAAAUGCAAUCAACAAAACAUGGGGAGGUUCGUGAGAAAUUAGCAUCAAAAUUAUUGAAUUGUGUUAAACAGUGUCAAAUACGGUAUGGUGGUAAAACAGAAUUAGCAUCGGAAAAAGACAUCCAAGUUGCUGAACUAUGUUCAAGUUUGGAAGCUGUUCUGUCACACGGUUUAAGAUCGACACCGAUAACAACUCAAUUAACAACAUCAACAUUAAAACAAGUUUCAAAAUUAAUUGCUGGACGAUUACAUUUAACUGACGACACACCAGUAUUUUGGCAUUAUGUGUUAUUAUUUUUAACACCGCAUGAACGCGAACGAUAUGCAGUACUAAAGAACAUCAACACAGAUAUUGGACGCGGACGAGCAUGGAUACGUGGAUCAUUGAAUGAACGUACAUUGGAAAGAUAUUUUCAUUAUAUGCUUGAAAGUACGGAAUUAUUAUACGCUCACUAUGAAGACUGGGCAUUAAUGCGAGAUUCUGAACGAAGUUGUAUGUUUACGAAUAUGAUAGCAGGUUUAAACUCAAUAUUAUUCGCAAUAAACAUCAAUAAUAUGGAAUUAAAUUUAUCGGACGUUGAAAACAGUAAAACAUUCUUAAAAAAUAUGAAAAAUGAACCAAUAAUCGUAACACAAAUAAUCCCUAAUGAUAACAACAAUAAAAAGAAUGAUCGCAAACAAAAGAAUCGUAAAGUUGCUAAACAAAUAAUAACAUUUGAUGACGAUGAUAACCAAACAAAUCCAUUUUUAAUGAAUGACAACGAAACAGUUACAAAUUCCAGUGAUGAUAUUAAAUCAAUUAGUACAAAUAGUAGUAUAGAUAGUAGUUGUAGUCCACCGGGUAAUUCGUCAACACUAGGUAGUCAUAAUGGAGGACAAUCAUCUUCAGCGUCAUCUGCAGGCGGUAUCAAUGACGAUUCUAUUGAAGCUGUAGAAUUUGUUGAAAAAGAAGAAACACCAGCUCCAAUUAGUAUGGUAUUACCUACUAGUGAAUUUUGUGAUAUUAGUCAUGAAGAAUUAAUGACACCUAUGGAUUCGUCAGCACAUUUUGUUGAUGAGUUAGAAACCUCUUCUUCGGAUCGAUCAUCUGUUGAUAGUUUGACUCGAAAUUAUGAGUCUUUAAAAAAAGAAAAUGAAACGUUAAAAUCACAGUUAAAAAAAUAUAUUGGCGCUGUUCAAAUGUUACACAAGGAUCCUGAUGAAGCAAAUUUAACGUUAAUGUCAUCAACAACUAGUAUAGAUGAAAAUAAAAGUUCAAAAACAUCGAAAUUUGAUGAAGUUAAACAUUAUGAAGCGAAAUUAAUUCAGGUUGCUGAAAUGCAUGCUGAAUUAAUGGAAUUCAACGAAUAUUUACAACAACAAAUUAAUUUCAAAGAUGCCGUCAUACAACGAUUAAAAAAACAACUAAGUCAAAACAUAACAUCUUCAAUGGCUACUUCAUCAAGUAAUGAUUUUACUUACGAUAAUAAUACACAUUUACGUGGUGAAGUCUUUAUAUCAAUACCGUCAGCGUUUCUAUCCUCUGGUGGUACUUCAAUAUCAAGUGAAUCCAGAACGAAUAAUUCAUCGUCUGGUGCACAUCAUGUUUAUCAAAUACAUAUACGGGCUGGUAAUCAUGAAUGGAAUAUAUUUCGACGUUAUGCACAUUUUCAUGCAUUACAUUCUCAGCUUAAAAAAUUAGAUCCAACUGUUGCCAAAUUUAAAUUUCCACCAAAGAAAACUAUUGGAAAUAAGGACGCUGCUUUAGUAGAAAAACGUCGAAAAUUACUAGAACAAUACUUACGAAAAUUGUUUGAUCAUUGGCCAGAACUGGGUGCAUGUUCAAGUCGUGCUGCAUUAGAACAAUAUUUAGCCUUCUUUAGGGAGCCAGCAAAAUUUGAAGAAGAAACCAAAUGGAAUAAUACACUUCGCCAAACAUUAUUUCCUAGUUUUGGUACAAGUGACUCAUCAUCGAAUAGUGGCGUAACUAGUGAUAUACGUUAUAAUGGUUUAUAAUAGAAAAUGUAUUGUUAAAAUUUUUAUUAAAAU